Molecule: messenger RNA, 1225 nt
Organism: Cercospora beticola
Lineage: Eukaryota; Fungi; Ascomycota; Dothideomycetes; Mycosphaerellales; Mycosphaerellaceae
Product: alpha/beta hydrolase
Source: RefSeq, a predicted model, not a curated record
AAGGCCUCCAGAGCAAUGCCGCUCAUCAAUCCUACAACACAAUCGCACCAUACAGCAUGUCACGGCAAGCUGUCUGCCACUCGUCUGGUGAUUUAGGGCUCGAUUUAGUGCUCGCUGCAUUAUUAAGCUGGUUCGCUAUGGGGCAAAAGCACGAUGUGAGUGUAGUCCUCAGGAGCGAGCUUAUGCCAAUGCGUUCCGCAAAUGCAGCAGUCGGACGGUACAAACCACAACUAUAAAGAUGGCGUGAAUGCCAGAAAACCAAGUUCUUUGCUUCAACCUCAAAGACAACACUACCAUCAUGUCUGGGAACAAAACUCACUUCGUUCUAAUUCAUGGCGCCUGGCACCGGGCCUGGCAUCUGCAACUCCUCGCCACAAGGCUGAAGAAUGCCGGAUUCGGCGUGUCGACGGUAGACCUUCCAUCGGUCAAUCCCAAUAUAGAUGAAGUCCUGCGCGAGGGUGCACUUCGGGCAGACGUCGAAGCGGCCAAGGUCGUAUUGGAGCAAGCGGCGGCGGAGUCCGAUACGAUCGUACCAGUCUGUCACAGCUACGGCGGCGUAGUCGGUGGCGAAGCUGCAGUAGAGUUGAGCGAGAAUGCGAAGAACAAGGUGCAGCGCAUUGUCUAUCUGUGCGCUAUAGUCCUCGAGCAAGGAAAUUCAUUGACCACUCGCACCAACGGCCAAGUCGCCUCUUGGGCUCGGCACGAGGGACACGCAGUGGUCGUGCCCGACACUAUCUCGUGCUUCUAUCAAGAUGUUGAUCCCCAGCUUGCACAGGAAGCUGCGAAGCACGUUCAUAUUCACUCAUAUUCAGCUUUUACGGAAAUUACCAGACACGCACCUUGGAGGCAAUUUCCAUGCACAUAUGUCUACACUACCGAGGACCUUGCUUUGCCACUUUCCACCCAGCAGACUCUCCUCGGGCUGUUGAGUGAAGAGGAGCGAGCGAAUUUCAAUUUCUUCACUUUGGAGAGUGGCCACAGUCCGUUCCUCAGCAAGCCAGACGAGUGUGUGAAGAUACUGAAACAGCUGGUGGGCCAGUGAGUGACCUCGUGGCAGAGGAGUGUACAGCUAUAAACAAGUGCGGCAAUGUGGUUCCAUUGGCUGGUAGCCGGUAGCUGGAGGGAACGUCUGGAGGCGAGGCUUUGCUAGCACGGAAGUGGCUUCAAUUCGCCAAAUGUGUAUCGGCUUUUGGAGGGCAAAGACGAAGUAGCAACAGCGAAUAUA